GCAAAACAUGCUGGUUUGAAGUGAGGCUGCAGACGCCACUGCACCGUUACAAUCGAGACGGACCUGUUUUUCUCCUCCUUCUCCCCUGAGCGGGGUCGCGAUCGGACGCCGUAGGAUAAUGAGAUAUAAAGCCGGCGAAGCAGGCCAACGAAGCCCUCCACCACCAGCACCAUGUGGCCCAGAACAACCUGCUGCCACUGCUUAACGCGGGAGCCGAACAAAUCGACCAGAAGCCCAUCCUGCCCAUCCACAUAGACCACAAGCCCCCCACCAGCGCCGCGGAUCUCCUCAAAGACAAUGUGGCCAGCGGGGGAGGCGGGCGCCCGCCGAUGCCUGUGAUCAAGAAGGAGCACAAGGGCAAAACGCCGUUUGUCUGCGGCUACUGCAACAAGGCCUUCCGCGACAGCUACCACCUGCGGCGCCACGAGUCCAGCCACACCGGCAUCAAAAUGGUGUCGCGGCCGAAGAAGACGACGACCCAGGCGGCCCCGACCAUGGUGCCCAUGAUAUCGACCAUGUCGCGGGAGAACAACGGCCACCCUUCCUACAUCUCCACGGUGGCGGGCAUCCUCUCCACGGCGACCACCUCCGUCUCCUCGGGCACGAGCAUCAUGACGUCGUCCGCCAUGGGCAACGUGCAGCAGCAGAACGCACCGAAGAAACCCGCCAAGCCCGUCAAGAAAAACCACGGGUGCGAGAUGUGCGGCAAGGCCUUUCGAGACGUCUACCACCUGAACCGCCACAAGCUGUCCCAUUCGGACGAGAAGCCCUUCGAGUGCCCCAUCUGCCAGCAGCGCUUCAAAAGGAAGGACCGCAUGACCUACCACGUCCGCUCGCACGACGGGGGGGUCCACAAGCCCUACGUUUGUUCGGUGUGUGGGAAAGGCUUCUCCAGGCCAGACCACUUGAGCUGCCACGUGAAGCAUGUGCAUUCCUCAGAAAGACCAUUUAAGUGUCAAGUAACGGCCUGCACCUCUGCUUUCGCCACCAAAGACCGACUGCGUUCCCACAUGAUCAGGCACGAGGGCAAGGUCACCUGCAGCAUCUGUGGGAAGAUGCUCAGCGCAGCCUACAUCACCAGCCACUUGAAGACUCACGGACAGACCAACUUCAACUCCUGUAACAAAGCUACGCCUGUGACCAUUUCUGCCCCCAUCACCUCGGCGAUGAACCGGUGCCACAUCAACAACCCUGUCACCAUAGCCGCACAAAUGAACAUUGGCACUAACACGGUGAACAUCACAUCUAACAUCAGCCUCCAGCACCCGGUCACCAUCACCGGGUCGGUCAACAUCCCUUCUUCGGCGGGCAUGAAUAUCGCCCACCCGGUCGCCAUAACGACCACCAUGCCAAUGAACAUGGCCGGUCCGCUAAACAUCGCUAUGAGGUCAAUGGAUAGCAUGCCUUUUCUGUCCCAAGUCUUGCCUUCUUCCCCACCGUGGUAAAAAAAAAGAAAGACAGAAAGGUGUGAGAGAGAAAGAAAGAGAGAGAGAGAUAUUGGCCAGCGAGAAAGGGAAAAAAAAAAGACUCCUGUCCUCAUUAUUUGCACCUCAAGCUCGUCUUUCUCCCCCUGAACCAUGUUUACUUACCCUGGGGUGAACAUUUCCAUGAGCUGCGCCGCCAGUAGGAGCUCCCCGAGUCACAGCUGCGUCCCAACUAAUGUUACGUAACCGACAUGAGAGGCAGAACACUUGAGUAGGAAAUCGAGUAGGAUUUACCGUGAAAUCACGACAGCCGCCGUAAGACGUAGUGUAGUCAGUUAGUGAUGAAACUGUGAUUUGUGUGAUGACAGAGGAGGGGGGACGACCCGUGAGGACUCUGGAAAACACACCUGUGCUUUUUGUAAAAGGGAGAUGAGAAACAGACUGAAGCAAUAACGGUAAAUUGCUGUUUUAGAUGUUUUACAAGUUCUCUCCCAAAGUCUCUCGGUGUUACUUUAUAUUUUAUUUUAUUAUUAUAGACUGCUAAUCACUAUUUAAUGUUAUAGGAAAUGAGUCUAGAAAAAGGGACAGCAGCUUCAUCUGCAUUGAAGACUUUUUUUUUUUUUACAGUGCUAUAGCUCUUUCUCUUCUCAGAUAGUAGGUAUGCUCUCAAGGUACAGUGACUAACCUGUACAGUUGACAUAGUAAUGUAUUUUCAUGCCAGCGUUUUUAAUUUUUAACUUUUGUCAUUCAUGUCCCGUCAACGAUGACACAUUUGGACUUUGUUUUCUGUCUGUAUCGAAAGACAGAGGUUCGUUUUCAUUCGCCUGUUGGUAGUCUUCGUUUUCGGGAUUAAACACGUCUUGCACUGACAGCAUAUCCUACAUCAAGGUAAGCAGCAGUAUUAUCAAAGAUCAAGCUGGAGUCUUAAGUGUUGGCCCGGUUGGCCCGCCUGCACCCAGAGGGCGACGGAGUGGCUAAGCGAGCAGAAUCCUGCGGUGAAGCUUUUUCAGGCUGUUGCUGUCAUCGUCUCCAUGGUGACUGACUCCUCUGUACACUGUCGUUUUUAAAUUUGUUUUUUAAUCAUUUCUCUGUGAACGCCCCACAUGGAUGCUAAGGACCCUUCACUCAGGAAACACACGUAAAAGCCUGUUGGAAAUUUGGUUUCUUUCAUUCAUUUCUACCAUGUAUCUUGAUUUUUUUUCCUGUUAUAAUUUGCUCAGUUGCGUUAAAAGACUUCCAUCACGGACAACAAGUCCAAGGACUAUUCAUUUUAAACAUAGCCGUCCAUUUAAAUCCUUUUUUACUGUGCAAUGGCAUACACGCUGUACCGUUUCCUUUUUGAAGUAAAGUUCAGUAAUGUGGCGGAGAGUUUAAUGAAAUGCAAGUUUGUGUUCAUAAAAUUAUUGGGACAUAAUUGAUGUUGCAUGAGCCCAAACACUGUAGCUGUUGAACAUGAACUAUUUUUAAUGAAUGCCAUGUUAUUUCAACAGUGCUGAUGUUGAUUCAGUUCAUACUGAAAAAUGCAAUAUGCAUGUUUCUCAUUUUUUGUUUUAAACAAAAUGUUAGUGUAGCUUCUUUUUUUUGUUACGCAUUUACGUAGAUACACUCUGAUAGCCUGUUUGCCAAAUUUGAUACAAUAAUAAUGUGAUAAAACUGAACUUUUCUGGUGGAAUUGAACAUCUCUUUAUUUUUUAGGAAAAGAAAAAAAUUGGAGAUUCCAGGACCCUUGUGAAAGCAGUUGAAUGUAUAUCUUUGUACAAAACUAUUUUAGUUCCGAGGCUAUGGUAGAAACAAUAGAUGUGAAAGAUAACCUUUUUUUUUUUUUUUUACAAAUCUUUUGUAUUAGAACAUUAACCAUAGUAAUUUUGUAUAUACGAGAGGCUAGGCUUACCGAUUAGCAGAAAGGUCAAACAUUCCUACAUUAUUUUUUUUUUUAAAUGUAUGUUUGUCAAAUUAUUAAAAAAAACAUGCGCAAUGUUAUGUGCCUUUUAUUUGGGUUGUCUAAAUAAAAGAAAACUAUCAAAUGUG
Molecule: messenger RNA, 3452 nt
Organism: Gasterosteus aculeatus aculeatus (three-spined stickleback)
Lineage: Eukaryota; Metazoa; Chordata; Actinopteri; Perciformes; Gasterosteidae
Source: RefSeq, a predicted model, not a curated record